UUUCGUGUCCCAACUUAUAUUUUAUUGUAUAAUUUUGUGUAUAAUAAGUAGCAUGAGCCGUACAGUAGAAAAUUUCCAUGUACACAUUCAAAGAGACCAGUAUGCGUAAGUAAAUCCCUUACAAGAACAAAGACCAGAGGAUUUGAAACCAAAAAUCCCUUAUAAAAUUUAUCUUCUCCCUUUCGACUCUUUCUCUCAUGUCUAAAAUUAACACGCUUCUUUCUCGCAUCAAACCCCUCCAUCACCCAAAACCCAUUUCUCCUUCUCCCUUUCCCUUCCCUCCCCACAUUAAAAUUCUUGUCAAAGACAUCAUCCAAAUCCUCAGUACCCAUCCACACUGGGAAAAAUCUCUCGAAACCCGUUUUUCAGACUGCGAAACUCCAGUUUCGGGGAUUGCCCACUUUGUGUUUGAUCGAAUUCGCGACCCAGGAUUGGGUCUGAAGCUCUUCGAAUGGGCCUCGAAACGAUCGGAUUUUAACGAUUUGCUUGAUGGGUUUUCUUGUUCUUCACUUUUGAAGCUUUUAGCGAGGUGUAGAGUGUUUGUGGAGGUUGAGAAUUUGUUAGAGACUAUGAAGUGUAAAGAUUUGGCUCCCACCCGCGAAGCAUUGAGUUUUGUUAUUGGCGCGUAUGUGGAUUCUGGGUUGGUUAAUAGAGCUCUUGAGCUGUACCAUAUUGCUUAUGAUAUUCAUAAUUACCUGCCUGAUGUCAUUGCUUGCAAUGCGUUGCUCAAUGCCCUUAUUCAACAGAAAAAAGUUGAGAUUGCCCGUAAAGUGUACGAAGAAAUGGUUAAAAGGGAUGGAUGUUGGGAUAACUAUAGUGUUUGUAUAAUGGUGAGGGGGUUGUGUAAAGAAAGGAAGGUUGAGGAGGGUAGAAAGUUGAUUAAUGAUAGGUGGGGAAAGGGGUGCAUUCCGAAUAUUGUAUUCUAUAAUACUCUCGUUGAUGGGUAUUGGAAGAGAGGUGAUGUUGAAAGAGCUAAUGGCCUUUUCAAGGAGUUGAAAAUGAAGGGGUUUUUACCUACAACUGAAACUUAUGGGAUUAUGAUUAAUGGGCUCUGUAAAAAAUGCAAUUUCAAGGCAGUUGAUGGGCUUUUGGUGGAAAUGAAGGAGAGGGGUGUGGAUGUGAAUGUUCAAGUUUAUAACAGUAUCGUUGAUGCUCAAAUUAAGCAUGGUUGUAAGAUUGAAGUGGGGAAGACUUUAAGAUGGAUUACUGAGAAUGGCUGUGAGCCUGAUAUCACAACCUAUAAUACUUUGAUUAGUGGUUCAUGUAGGGAUGGGAAAGUUCAUGAAGCUGAAGAACUUCUAGAACAUGCAAUAAAGAGGGGGUUGUCGCCAAAUAAACUUAGUUAUACUCCUCUUAUACAUGUCUAUUGCAAACAAGGGAAAUGUCUUAGGGCCUUUGAUUUAUUCAUUGGGAUGACAGAGAAAGGGCAUCCACUGGAUUUGGUUGCUUAUGGAGCUCUUGUUCAUGGCCUGGUUGCCGCCGGGGAGGUUGAUGUUGCAUUGACAGUUCGAGAUAAAAUGGUGGAGAGAGGAGUGUUACCUGAUGCAAAUGUUUACAAUGUUUUAAUGAAUGGACUUUGCAAGAAGGGGAGGCUUUCUGCUGCCAAGCUCUUGCUUGUGGAGAUGCUUCACCAAAAUUUAUCCCUCGAUGCAUUUGUUAGUGCCACUCUGGUUGAUGGAUUUAUAAGACAUGGCAAACUCGAUGAGGCCAAAAAGCUCUUUGAGCUCACAAUUGCGAAGGGUAUGGAUCCUGGUGUUGUGGGCUACAAUGCCAUGAUUAAGGGUUAUUGCAAAUUUGGAAUGAUGAAUGAUGCACUGACGUGUGUCCAAAGAAUGAAAGAUGGGGAUCAUUCGCCUGAUGAGUUCACUUAUUCAACAAUCAUAGAUGGGUAUGUAAAGCAGAACGACUUGCAUAAUGCACUGAAGUUGUUUGGACAGAUGGUGAAACAAAAAUGCAAGCCAAAUGUGGUAACUUACACGUCUCUAAUUAAUGGAUUUUGUCGCACUGGAGACUCCAGCAGGGCUGAAAAGACAUUUGAAGAGAUGCGAUCUUCUGGAUUGAAGCCUAAUGUUGUUACAUACACUAUUCUUAUUGGGUGCUUCUGUAAAGAGGGAAAAAUUUCAAAAGCUUGCUCCUUUUUUGAACUUAUGUUGCUGAACAGGUGCAUUCCUAAUGAUGUUACUUUCAACUAUCUGAUAAAUGGCCUAACGAACAAUGUGGCAACUGCAGUUUCUAACAAAGCAAAUGAGUCUCUAGAGAUUAAAGCUUCUCUGAUGAUGGAUUUUUUUAGAACGAUGAUUUCAGAUGGAUGGGAGCAGAGGGUUGCUGCUUAUAAUUCUGUGCUCAUUUGCCUUUGCCAUCAUAAAAUGGUUAAUGCUGCUUUGCAGCUUCGUGAUAAAAUGACAGGUAAGGGGAUCUUUCCAGAUCCUGUUUCAUUCGCUGCCCUGGUAUAUGGUCUUUGCUUGGAAGGGAGAUCGAAGGAGUGGAAGAAUACCAUCUCCUGUAAAUUGAAUGAAUGGGAACUCCAGAUUGCUGUUAAGUACUCACAGAAAUUGAACCCGUUUCUACCCAAAGGACUAACUUCUGAGGCUUCGAAGGUCUUCCACACGUUGCUUGAGGGUGUCAAGCUCCAUAUCCAAGAAAAUAAUUUAAUUGUCUCAGCAAGAAACAGGAGCUGAUGAAAAUCAAUUUGAAAACCUGGCGUUGGUUUUUUUUUUAAAGUCGGUCCGAAGUUAAAUGAAUCGAUGGGGCUUGCAUCCAGCUGUUGUGACACCUCAGGAUACUCAUUAGUUGCUCGGUGAAGGUCUGCUGAAAAAAUCCUUGUGUGUCAUGCUGGGAUCUGAUCUGAUAAAACCUAUUGCGAGAAAUGGUCGCCAUGAGAGUCAUUUCAGUUGCAAGCAUAAUUUCUGUUUGAUCUCAUCCAGACUAAUGCAUAUACUUGUAUAUUAUCUGCAAUUUACGUUUAACAAAGAAUUAAUGCAACCACAAGAAAAAUACAGCAGCAGCCACAACUUUCCUUUUCGAGGAUUUGGUCAUUUCCACUUCAGCUGAGAGAAAGAAGAAAAGGUUCCUCUGUUUGAGGAGGCUCUCCAUCAAUUUUUAAAAUGGUAAGCUAUUCUGCAGUAAGUGAAGGAUAUAAAGGACAUAUUGAACAACAGCCAAUCAAUCAUUUACGGUGUCUUCAUCUUCCUCUGGCUUCACAAAGAACUCAAUAUAAGCAAUUCGACUGGGUUGCUGAUAGCCAGCAGAAUCAAUGUG
Messenger RNA from Populus trichocarpa (black cottonwood), 3258 nucleotides. Its product is annotated as pentatricopeptide repeat-containing protein At1g52620. Bases 198 to 2678 code for a protein of 826 amino acids. The record is from RefSeq and is a predicted model, not a curated record. Gene Ontology annotation, molecular function: protein binding. NCBI's taxonomy places the organism in Eukaryota, Viridiplantae, Streptophyta, Magnoliopsida, Malpighiales, Salicaceae. The transcript is spliced from 4 exons.